Molecule: messenger RNA, 4046 nt
Organism: Diachasma alloeum
Lineage: Eukaryota; Metazoa; Arthropoda; Insecta; Hymenoptera; Braconidae
Product: pyridoxal-dependent decarboxylase domain-containing protein 1
Exons: 4
Coding region: 28-2478 (816 amino acids)
Cellular component (GO): intracellular membrane-bounded organelle
Source: RefSeq, a predicted model, not a curated record
UAGGCGGUCCAAGUGCGUGUCCUGCUGAUGUCUACUGCCACGAUGGCCGAAGAUGCUGAGCCAAACGACAAUUCCAGGAUGAAUGCCGACGAGAAAAGCCUGAACGAGGUGAACAGUCACGUUCCAGUGCCAAAUGAGAAUGACGUUGGUAUCGUUGGGUUUGAAGCGAGAGAAGUUAUAUCGAGGCUCGAGGAUGCUGUGGAGAGAGCUGCUGAUGGUGGUGGCAUGACUUGGGACAGUCAUCUGGGGUUCUUGACACAGUCGAAGAGUCCUGAGACUAUUCUGCAGCUCAUCCAGGACUUAGUGAUCCACGAGGAUGCACCUCAGAGCUUGGAGGGCGACCCCCAGGACCCUCCACCAGCUCAGCUGACGAACCUGCCACCCCUGACAGAAGCAGCAAAGCUGUCUCUCGUCACACAUUCAGUUUCAGCGUACGCUGUUGCCCUCCCCAGAGCCCAUGCACAGAGACUAGCUGCUCGGCUGGCCGCAGAAACCACGAGGUGGUUGAGUCACAUAUUCAGGUUCGUCGACUGCGCGUCGUCCUUCCACGAGGAUCAUCUUGAGGGGCUUGUCAGAGUUACGAGACUGGCGUUGCACAGGAAGUAUCCGAGGUACAUGGAGGAUGGGUUUACAGCCCUGUCUGCUGCUCCACCUCUUAUCUACAGCUCUGUGGCUGCACCGCUGGGAGUUGUGCAACAUUUAUGCAGACAGCUGUCGCUGCCUCUCCACUGCGUCCGCCCGAUCCCCCAAACCACGAUGUUCGGUUCUCGCCAAGUGAUGGACGUGGCGGCCCUCGAAAGAAGGCUCUCCGAGGACAGUCAAUCGAGCAACGUAACCCCCCUCCUGGUCCUGGGUGAAGUGGGUUCAGCGAUAACAGGCCACUGCGACAACGUGACCCGUCUCCGCGAGAUCUGCGACAAAUACAACGUGUGGUUGCACCUCCGAGGGCACUCCCUGGCUGCCCUGGCCUUUAACACUUCCCCCAAAGACCUCCCCUCGAAGCUCGCCGACAGUAUAACCCUCCCCCUGGGAGUGUGGCUGGGAAUUCCCUCGCUCCCAGUGGUCACCCUCUACAGACUAACCGACACCAAAGGCGGAAAGCCCACCUCCCGCGACACAACCCUCUCCUUAGUAUCAGGUCUGAUGGUGGAGUCCCUCUCCAGAAGACUCCCAACUCUGCCCCUCUGGGCAGCCCUCCAAGUCCUGGGACGCGAGGGCAUCCAGAACCGCUUCAAGAAGUGCUUCCAGGUCAUCGAGGACCUCUACAACAGAAUUAAAAAAUUGGAGAACAUUAAAUUCCUGAGUCAAAUACCUGGUGGAGCUGAGGGAAGCCAGGAGAAUGGAAGAUGGACGAUCAACGACUUGACGACUAAUCCUGUGAACAGUCCACAAUUGUUCGAGGUGAUCUCGAGUGCCCUGGUGUUCCAGUACGUCCCCACGACACUUCCCACCCCCCUGGAGGGAGAAUACCAUUCACUGCCAGAGAGAAUCCCCCCUUACUACGACAAACUGAACUCGUGGCUCGGUCAGAUCCUCCAGCGAGACAUCGAGAACGUGCCAAUAGAGCUCUGUGAGAUCGAGCAGUAUGGAGUGGCCAUCAGGAUAUGUUGUCUGGAGAACAUUGGGCCUGUCCCAAGCUCAGAGGACAUGGACAACGUUAUUGCGUGUCUCGAGCAGCAGAUCGAGAUACUGAAUGCCACUGUUGAGCAUAAGGAGACUUUUAUGAGACUCGUUGCGCAGAAUGAUUCACUGCACCUUGUGGAGAUGCCAGGGUGGGCUGGUCUGGGGGGAGUUCGUUAUGCCCCUCCCACGUGGAUUCAGAUAAUGACUGAGCAGACUAAGGAGGAGUUGAACAGGUUGAAUAUGCAGCUGGUGGAGGCACUGAGGAGCACUGAUGCUGCAUUCUCGUUGGGAGAGGGAGCUGAUGGUCUGGCUUGCGUCAGAUUUGGAAUGGUUACGCAGGACACUGAUGUCGCUGAACUGCUUUCCCUCGUCCUUCAGGUUGGCCAGGAAGUCGAGGCCAGCUCGAAGCUGCUUGACACUAUGUCAGAGGUCGUUAAAAGGGGGAUUGAGGCGGCACAAACUGAUCUGGAGAGGGAGAAUGCGGAGAAACUCUGGCAGGAGGGCAUUCUGAGGCAUGUGCCAGUCGUUGGGACCUUCGUCAACUGGUGGAGUCCACCUUCUAAGGAAGCUGGGGUUCGUGGUAGGAGUCUCAAUCUUCAGGCGGGGGUCGUUGAAUCCACUGAGAAUAUCUACAAGUACCACAUGCAACUGCAGCCAAAUUCAACGAGUAAUAAUUCAGGCGCUAGAACACCACCACAGCCACUUAUUCAGACACCCGUGGGGGCUGGCAGCCAAAGCCACAGCAGGUCCUCGAGCCACUCGAGUCUCCAGAGCGGUAAGGGAGUGCCACUUGUUAAUAAUUCAAAUUUACCACAGACUGUUGUCAAAGAGGAAGUGCCCGAGGUAUCCUCGUAGUUGGGUUCUAACUAAUUUUGGGGGUUCAAGUUUUUUUUUCUUAGAGGACGGCUUGAGGUCUUUUACCAGAUUAACUUGGGUGAAAUUACUUAGGUUGGAAAAGGCUUUUUCUUUAGAACUUUCACGAUCUGGGGAAUUAUCAACGAUUGGGGGUUGCAUGCAACCGAUAUUUUUUGAUGAAUUAUGCAAGAUCGAUGAGUUUCUAAUUUGUGAACUUUUUCAUUUUUUUAUGAUUUUCACAGUUAAAGAAAACGUUAGGAAUUUUAUACCUCCAAUUUUCGUAAUUCUUCAUUUUAUUCGAUGGGAAAAAUCGUGCAACAACCCAGUUGGUAUGACUAAUUAAAUUUCCAUUUGAUAUGACAAUAGGAAUGCUUGAAAAUGAUGAAAAUUCAAGCAAGUGUGGUCGUUAUCCAGCGAUUUAUUCCAAAUUCGAUCCAUUGGAUAUUCAAUAGAUUUUUAACAUGAAAUGAUAAAUCCGUGAGGUAUUUUUAGUUCAAUUCCAAUCCAUUGGAUCUAAAAAGUGGAUGCAAAAUACUAAAUAUUUUUUAAUUUCAGCGAAUAAUGAAAAAUUAGUAAAAGUCAUGGCGUUGAAAACGUCUGCUUCUUCAUUUCUCGCUAUUAAAAAAAAAAUAAAAACACGUAUCUAAUCUUUUCACCAUUCAAUUAUUAUAUCCAAUAAACAAAAUUACGCAAUCAACUAAUUAUUGAAGUCAUCUUAUCGAAGUUCAUGUUCUUCGUGUCGCAGAAUUGUUUUCGCAAAAGUUAUUUCGUCAAUAUUUUAUGGCAAAAGAUCUCUCGACGUAGAGCCUCUUCUUCUCCUGAAUUCAACUUUGUAAAUUUUACCCGUUUACAAUUUCAUCAAGAAAAAUUCCGCAUAGAAAGCUUAUUAAUUAUCACAUGGCUUAAUGUACUUAGAACCAUAACGCUCGAUUCCAAUUCCAUUCUUUUAAUUUUUCCACUAAUUAUCUGAAGUUAUUUAAGUCUCUUUGAAUGCAUUGUUUCAUGCGCAUAAUUAUGUUCAACGAAUGAAUAACAAAUCAGAGUUUUAUUUUAUUUAAUAGAUAGACUCGAUUGAAAAGAAGGGGAUAAUCCUCAUGAAUUGUCAGGAUUUUAAUAUUUUCUUUAUGUUGUAUUAUCAUUUUUCCUUUCGUAAUUUAAUAAUUUUUCAAUGUGCAAUUUAUUCCUAGUGCAUAGCCACAAUAAUAACUAGACAUUAAUUCUCAAGCACAAUAAUUAAACAGUUCAAAUCCAUAACUAACGAGAAAAAUCGUGUGAUAUGAGCAUGAAUAACUGAAUUCAUCACCAAAGAUCUGGCCUCGUGUUAAAUCAGUCAAUUUAGAUGAUUCCGAUUAUUUGCACAUUUAUUUCUUUCGCCGAGGGUUCAAAGGAAUAUAAUGAAGGCGAUUGAUUCGUAAUUGAGGAUAAUUAUUCGUUUUCUAGUGAAUUAACGAGAAUUUAAGCGAUAAUAAAGUUACACUUGUUGAUACCCAGGUGUAUGCGAAAUAAACUAAGUUCAUAUGUAUAUUUAUGUACCAAAACCUUGUAAUAAAGUAUUGCUACAGAAGGAA